This is a messenger RNA of Boeremia exigua, 2433 nucleotides long. RefSeq names its product glycoside hydrolase. Gene Ontology annotation, molecular function: Glc3Man9GlcNAc2 oligosaccharide glucosidase activity. Gene Ontology annotation, biological process: protein N-linked glycosylation; oligosaccharide metabolic process. The transcript is spliced from 3 exons. Gene Ontology annotation, cellular component: endoplasmic reticulum membrane. The coding region runs from base 1 to 2433 and encodes 810 amino acids. The record is from RefSeq and is a predicted model, not a curated record. Lineage: Eukaryota; Fungi; Ascomycota; Dothideomycetes; Pleosporales; Didymellaceae.
AUGGCCCGCAACUCCCGCCAAAGCCGCUGGACAGGCCUGGCGUGUCUCCUGACGCUGCAGGUGCUGCCGCACCAGGCACUCGCACACGCGCAGGUCGCUGACGUGGACCGCGCCAACAAUGCCAGCUUGCUCUGGGGCCCGUACCGCCCGAACCUGUACUUUGGCGUGCGGCCGCGCAUCCCGAAGAGCGUCAUGGGCGGCCUGCUGUGGUCGCGCGUCGAGGACUACCAGAGCGUGCAGAACACGUUCCGCCACACAUGUGAGCAGCACGAGCUCGACGGCUACGGCUGGGACGAAUAUGACGUGCGCAGCGGCGGCCGCCAGACCAUCCACGACCCGGUGAACCGCGUCGACAUCACCACCGAUUUCGUCAAGUUCCCAGGCGGCACCCACGGCGGUAGCUGGGCCGCGCGCAUCAAGGGCACCCCGCGUGCCGACGCCGACGCCGACCUGACCACCACUCUCGUCUGGUACCACACGCUCGAGGGCCUGGGCCAUCUGGCUGUCGACCAGCCCGACCGCGACGCCCUGGGCAUCGCCGGCGAUGUCGUCUUCAAUGGCCAGACGCCCGACCUGGGCGACUUCGAGCUGCGUGUCACCGCCGGUGCCGGCGACCACCCGCACUUCGACCACCCCAGCUACGACGAGAAGCCGCUGGACACAACCCUCGUGCACAGCGCCAACGUGCCCGAUGAUGCUCUGUGGCAGCUCAAGGCCGUGCUCUUCACCCACAUGAAGACGCAGAUUGACGCCCUGGUCUCCAAGUACGGCGACGAGAACCCGCCGCCGCCCGCCCAGAUCUACACCAUCCAGCACGCCCCGGGCGCCGGCAACAUGCACAUGGUCCAAAAGGUCUUCAGCGGUGCCUUCGAGUUCGACGUGAUCUUCUCGUCUGCCUCGGCCCCGGCCACCAUCACCUCCGACGAUGUCACCGCCCAGAUCAAGGCUGUCGGCUCCGGCUUCGCCUCCCGCUUUGCUGACACCUUCAGCCCGCAGGCACCUUUCCUCGACGAUCGUUACACCGAAUUCUCCAAGUCGCUCUUUUCGAACCUCGUUGGCGGCAUCGGCUACUUCUACGGCGAUUCUCGUGUCGACCGCUCGCACGACGAGGCCUACGAGGAGGACAGCGAAGGGUUCUGGGAGGAAGCCGCCGAAGCGCGCAGCAGAAACCAGCCUGACUCGGUCGGUCCCAAUGAGCUCUUCACCAGCAUCCCCUCUCGACCUUUCUUUCCUCGCGGCUUCCUCUGGGACGAGGGCUUCCACCUGCUUCCCGUCAUUGACUGGGAUGUCGACACCACACUCGACAUCAUUAAGAGCUGGUUCAACCUCAUGGACGACGAUGGCUGGAUUGGUCGUGAACAGAUCCUCGGCCCCGAGGCUCGCAGCAAGGUCCCUGCUGAGUUCCAAGUCCAAUACCCUCAUUACGCCAACCCACCGACUCUGUUUAUGGUCGUCAGCUCUUUCCUUGACAAGCUUGACGCGCAGAAGACCGACUCAAAGAACAAGAACGAGGAGUCAUACAACGUGCACCUCACGAACCGCGAGGCCGCCUUGCACUAUCUUCGCGAGCUGUACCCGCUCCUGAAGCGUCACUACUUCUGGUUCCGCAAAACUCAGGCGGGCGACAUCAAGAGUUAUGAUCGCGAGGCUUUCUCGUCCAAGGAGGGCUAUCGCUGGAGGGGACGCACACCUCAACACAUCCUCACCUCUGGUCUUGACGACUAUCCGCGUGCCCAGCCGCCGCACCCAGGUGAACUGCACGUCGAUCUCAUCAGUUGGAUGGGCAUGAUGACACGCGCCAUCAAGCGCAUUGCAGUCUAUCUUGAUGAGAGUGAUGAUGCAGCUGAAUUUGCUCGAUACGACGAGGCCAUCGUCCGCAACAUCGACGAUCUACACUGGUCCAGCAAAGAGAAGGCGUAUUGCGACGCUACCAUUGACGACUACGAAGAGAACGUGCAUGUGUGCCACAAGGGCUACAUCUCGCUCUUCCCGUUCCUGACAGGCCUCGUUGAUAAAGACAGCAAGCACCUGGGCGCCAUCCUUGAUCUCAUCGGCGAUGAAGAUCAUCUAUGGUCCGAGUACGGGUUGAGGAGCCUGAGCAAGAGCGAUGAGUUGUACCACACAGGCGAGGACUACUGGCGUGGUCCCAUCUGGAUGAACAUGAACUAUCUGGCCGUGCAGCAACUUCUGAACGUUGCCCAAGCCAAGGGCCCGCACCAAAAGCGUGCCAAGCAGCUCUACACUGACCUGCGUAAGAACCUCGUCAACACUGUCUUCGAAAGCUGGAAAGAGACGGGAUUCGCCUGGGAGCAAUAUAACCCUGAGACUGGCAAGGGUCAAAGAACUCAGCAUUUCACUGGCUGGACGAGUCUGGUCGUUAAGCUCAUGGCUAUGCCAGAUUUGAAUGUUGAAGCUGUCCGAGAUGAAUUGUAA